Messenger RNA from Topomyia yanbarensis, 1412 nucleotides. RefSeq lists its product as uncharacterized. The transcript is spliced from 2 exons. The record is from RefSeq and is a predicted model, not a curated record. NCBI's taxonomy places the organism in Eukaryota, Metazoa, Arthropoda, Insecta, Diptera, Culicidae. Bases 94 to 1353 code for a protein of 419 amino acids.
CAUACGGUAAAGCGUGGCACGGUACAUUCCCACUUCACAAUCGAUUUGCUGCCAGCGUUCGGACAGGAUCCAAAAAUAUAAAUUUGAAAAACAAUGGACACACAACCGGAGUACGUGCAGGUUGGCUUGAACAAGGUAGCGGCGGAGCAGGGUUUCACCGAGGGACGCUAUCGGAUCGAGUUCGAAGCCGGUUCCAGCAAGGGCGAUGGUUUCAUGGGAACCCUAUUCAAAGCGUUCAUCCGCGAGGAUGGCCGCGAAGAGCUGAUCGUGCUGGUGAAGGACCUUCCGGAUAGUGAGGUUCGUCGGCAGCAAUCCAUGGGAAUGUUCCAUCGGGAGGUUUUGGCUUACGAUAUGCUGCUUCCGGCACUGGACAAAUUUCAAGCCGAAAAGGGCGUCGGCAGCGGGAAAGAUAGCGACGGGUUUUGGCGUGUUCCGAAGUGUUACUAUGCUACCUGUAAUCUGGAAAAGUUGGAGGCUGUAGUUAUCAUGGAGGAUCUGAGGCAGAGUAACUUUCGCAUGUGGAAUAAGUAUGAACCAGUUGAUUUCGAGCAUAGCAGUAUGAUAAUGGAGCAAUUGGGGAAGCUGCAUGCGGUAUCGUUUGCAAUGAAAGAUCAACAACCGGAACUGUUCGCACAGUUUAAGAAAUUCACCGAUCCGAUGAAGAUGAUGAUCGAUAUGGAUCCUAAGAGGAAUAUAGAUAACCUUUUUGCAGAAAUGCACGAGCGAGCGGUCGGAACUUUGGCCAAGGAAGACGUCGAAGCGAAAGAAGGAAUGGAACGGUUGAAGGGGAUUGUAACGGAUCACUACGUGGAGUGCGUGAACGCGGAAGAUGCAGAACCGUACGCAGUGAUGGCACACGGAGACUGCUGGAUCAACAAUAUGAUGUUUACAUACGACGGGAACGAGCCAACCCCAACAGAUAUCCGGCUAAUCGAUUGGCAGCUGUGUCGCUACGUUUCUCCUAUUUUGGACCUAUCCUACUUUCUUUUUAUUUGCACUGACGAAGAACUGCGUGGCAAGCACUUCGAAGAACUGCUGGACACCUACUACAAUUCGUUGAGCGAGCAACUUGCCCGAUUGGGUGGCGAUGUGAAGCGUCAAUAUCCCCGGGACGCAUACCAAGCUCAGUGGAAAAAAUAUGGACGCUUCGGAUUGUUGAUGGGAUUGAUCGUAGUACCUAUGAUCUGCACGGCUAGAGACGAUUUGCCGGAUAUGGAUGAAUACAUUGAAAAACUCGAAAAAUCAGAAGAACACAUCAAGUACGACUACGGAACCGAAGAGAAAGCGUUCGAACUGUACCGAAAGCGAAUGGCCGGGAUAAUUAGAGAUGUUGUUAGGUUUGGUUACCUGUAGAUACGGAUUAUUGAAGGGGUUGAUAAUUCUAAAUUUUUAUAUAUGUACUGCGAAAAAUG